AUGGCGAAUACGAGGACGAGCGAGGAGCUUCGGGGCGAAUCGCAGCUGAUAAAGCAAGGAGCGGAGGCGAGGGUGUAUUUGAGCCAAUCGCAGGAGCGUUCAAUGAUACUCAAGUGGCGCUUCCCGAAGAAAUACCGACAUGCGACACUGGAUAGAAGUUUAAAUAAGCAAAGGAUACAAUCGGAGGUGAAGGCGCUGAACAGAGCAGAAUCGCUGGGUGUGCAGGUGCCGCGAGUGGUGUUCACAGAUAGUCGUGAUGGAAUGGUGGCUAUGGAGUGGCUGGAUGGAUACAGUGUGCGGGAGUGGCUGGGGAGUAAAGCCGAAGGCCAAGUGAAAGCUGAUGACGGGAUGAGACUGGAUAUGAAGAGUGUAGGUAUUGACAGAGACACGCUUAUGCAGCUUGUCGGUGAACAGAUAGCUGUAUUGCAUCUGUCGGGGAUUAUACACGGUGAUUUAACCACAUCGAACCUCAUCCUUAAACACCAUCCGAAUGCUGUGUAUAUCAUAGACUUUGGAUUGUCAUCCCUCAAACCUAUCACGCACUACACCAGCGCAGAAGAUAGGGCUGUUGAUCUCUAUGUUCUCGAGAGGGCGUUUGGAAGCACACACCCGGCGUUUGAAGCAGAGUACACAACGCUGCUCAACAGCUAUGCACGCAGAGUAGGUGAUGCCGAGUGGAACAAGGUGAAUAUCAAGUUACAUGAUGUCAGGCUUCGUGGGCGCAAGAAGAGUAUGGUAGGGUAG
Molecule: messenger RNA, 744 nt
Organism: Wallemia ichthyophaga EXF-994
Lineage: Eukaryota; Fungi; Basidiomycota; Wallemiomycetes; Wallemiales; Wallemiaceae
Product: Serine/threonine-protein kinase BUD32
Exons: 3
Coding region: 1-744 (247 amino acids)
Biological process (GO): protein phosphorylation
Cellular component (GO): cytosol; nucleus; EKC/KEOPS complex
Molecular function (GO): protein serine/threonine kinase activity; ATP binding
Source: RefSeq, a predicted model, not a curated record